AUGGCCUCCCCAGAGACGAACCAGGACUGCAACCCACAGCCCAAGGAAACUGGGGUUCAAGCUAUCUGCUUGAAGGAUGGUGAACUCAAUAAGUGCAACAACGCUUGGAGACCCAGAAUGAAGAGGAGCUCUCCUGCGAAGGACCCAGAAAUGCUGCAAACGGAGGGCCUCCUGCGGAACACGCGGGCCUUCUUGAAUAAACUGACUCCGGAGAGGUUCGACCGGCUGGUGGAGCAGGUGCUGGAGCUGAGCAUCGACUCCGAGGAGAGGCUGAACGGUGUCGUGGACCUGGUCUUUGAGAAGGCCAUUGACGAGCCCAGCUUCUCCAAAAUGUACGGCCAGCUGUGCCACCGCCUUGCCCACUUGAAGGUGCAGAUGGCCGAGAAAGCCCCAGCACCGAGCAGCACCGUGACCUUCCGCAGGCUGCUGCUUAACCGCUGCCAGAAGGAGUUUGAUGUGGAGAGAAGUGACGACGUGGUGGUUCAGAGGAAGCAGGCAAAGCUGGACUCUUCUUCUUCCACCACAGAGCGUGAGCAGCUUCAGGAGGAGCUGGAGGAUUUGAAGAACAAGGCUCGGAGGCGCUCAGUCGGACUCGUCAAGCUCAUUGGGGAACUCUUCAAGUUGAAGAUGUUGACGGCGGCCAUUAUUUUCAGCUGUACUUUCCAGCUGUUAAAGAAGCAGGACGAGGUCUCGCUGCAGCAGCUGUGCACGCUGCUCACGACUGUCGGCAAAGAGCUCAACACUAAUGGAGCCAAGCCAAAAAUGGAUCAGAUGUUCAACCAGAUAACAAAACUGAUCGAGGAGCGCCAGACAUCGACACAAAUCCGCUUCAUGCUGCAGGAUGUCGUGGCGUUAAAAGAGAAAAACUGGGUUCCUCGGAAGGCCGACCAGGGCCCAAAGACCAUCCUCCAGGUCCACAAAGAGGCUGAGAUGGAGCAACAGGAGGAGCAGCUCAAAAUCAUGAAGCAGCUGUUCUCCAACGAUGACUGGAGACAAGCAGGAACCUCGGUCGCUUCUCAGUACCAGAAUGAAGAAACCAGUUCUACUGCUUCCACCAGGCUCUUCAUCCCUCGUGAGACCCCCAGGAUUUCAAAGCGGCCACAGUCGGAUGAGGAGAUCCAGCUGCGCCCACAGAGUCUGGCGUUAUGGGCACGGGGAUGUCGUGGAUGGACUCCAGCUGCCAACUCUGAAACAAGAGUUUCCAAGACCGCCUGCCCCAAACCAGACUCUGUGCUGCAGUCUGCGCCUUUGUCUCAGCUCUCCACUCCCCCGACAAGACCCAGACAUGUCAGUGCUGGAAAGAAGACAGAUAUGAAGCACAGACACAGUGAGACCAGCGAGAUGGAGCGAAACUGGGUUGAGCCAAUGAAAGUGGUGGAACCAGUGGAGCCAUUGAAACCUGUGGAGCAGGUGGAGCAGGUGGGACCCAUAGAGACUGUUCAGCCAGUUCAACAGGUGGAACAGGUGAAGCAGGUGGAACUAGUGGAGCCCAUUCAGCCAGUGGAACUGGUGGAACAGGUGGAGCAGGUGGAGCAGGUGGAACCGCUGGAGCCUGUUCAGCCAGUGGAACUGGUGGAGCCUGUGCAACCAGUGGCGCUAGUGGAGCCGGUGGAGCCCAUUCAGCCAGUGGAACUGGUGGAACAGGUGGAGCAGGUGGAACCGCUGGAGCCCGUUCAGCCACUGGAACAGGCCACCGUGGAAGAAUGUCAGCUGAACUCGUCCUCCUUCAUGGGAGCUGUGGUGAAGGCAGUGCAUCAGCCCGCAGUGAACGAUAUUGAGGCCAGGUGUCUCGUGGACACAGUCAUCCUAAAGAAGAGCUUGCCACUCCUACGAAAAUACCUGGAGUCCGACGAUGAGCGACAGCUGCAGGCACUUUAUGCCCUUCAGGCUCUGAACGAGUCCCUUGGUCACCCUAGAAACUUCCUGCGGAUGUUGUUCGAUUUCUUCUACGACUGGAGACUGAUCUCAGCUGCCACGUUCCGCAAGUGGCAGAUGAGCAGAGACGAUGCCGAGCAGAAGGGAAAAGCCAAGGCCAUCGAGUCCACCAUGCCCUUCUUCACCUUCCUGCGGGUGUGUGAGGGACUCUGA
This is a messenger RNA of Salarias fasciatus (jewelled blenny), 2088 nucleotides long. Its product is annotated as eukaryotic translation initiation factor 4 gamma 3-like. The record is from RefSeq and is a predicted model, not a curated record. The coding region runs from base 1 to 2088 and encodes 695 amino acids. The transcript has 4 exons. Gene Ontology annotation, molecular function: mRNA binding; protein binding; translation initiation factor activity. Lineage: Eukaryota; Metazoa; Chordata; Actinopteri; Blenniiformes; Blenniidae. Gene Ontology annotation, cellular component: eukaryotic translation initiation factor 4F complex.